Messenger RNA from Trypanosoma theileri, 1476 nucleotides. Its product is annotated as epsilon tubulin. Gene Ontology annotation, biological process: mitotic cell cycle; microtubule cytoskeleton organization. Lineage: Eukaryota; Euglenozoa; Kinetoplastea; Trypanosomatida; Trypanosomatidae. The transcript has a single exon. The coding region runs from base 1 to 1476 and encodes 491 amino acids. Gene Ontology annotation, cellular component: cytoplasm; microtubule. The record is from RefSeq and is a predicted model, not a curated record. Gene Ontology annotation, molecular function: structural constituent of cytoskeleton; GTP binding.
AUGCCGCGUGAAGUGAUAUCUAUUCAAGUUGGCCAAUGUGGUAAUCAACUUGGCCUUAAGUGGUGGGAUGUCAUGUUGCAGGAAUAUAAGGCGAAUUCACAAUUUACAGAUGCCAGAGAUGCAUUAUUUGAUGUUCAACCCUCUACAGACAAUAUAGGAGGUGAUGGGCAUAAAAAAAAUUCUCUCAAGGCUCGUUGUGUUGCUAUUGAUAUGGAAGAAGGUGUUCUUCGUUCGAUGUUGCGUGGACCUUUACAUGAUCUCUUUGAUGCCAACUUCUUCGUUUCCGAUGUGAGUGGAGCGGGUAAUAACUGGGCAGUAGGGCAUAUGGAAUAUGGAGAUCGUUAUAUUGAUAGUAUUGCCGAUACUGUACGGCAACAAGUAGAAAGAUGUGAAAGUGUACAAUCUUUUAUUCUUAUGCAUUCAUUAAGUGGAGGGACUGGCUCUGGUCUCGGCACUCGAGUAUUGGGAAUGUUAGAAGAUGACUUUCCACAUGUUGUCCGUCUCUGUCCAGUCGUUGUUCCUGGAAAUGUAGAUGAUGUUGUGACAGCUCCAUAUAAUACCGCCUUUGCAUUGAGAGAAUUAGCCGAACACGCCGAUAUUGUUCUUCCACUCGAUAAUGAUGCCCUCGCACGAAUGGCUGAUGCCGCUCUCGGCCGUCACUCAACAAUAACAACAACUUCUUCUAAUAAUAAUACUAAUACUACUAUCAAUACUUCACCAUUACCCACAGGGGCUGUGCCUCGUUAUAGUGUGGCCCAGCCAACGCGUACGGCCCUGCCGUAUGAUUCGAUGAAUGCACUGGUAGCACAGAUGUUAAGUAAUCUCACCUGUGCGAUGCGAUUUCCCGGUACACUUAAUAUGGAUGUGAAUGAACUCGCCACAAAUCUUGUACCUUUUCCACGAUUGGUAUUUGUUACAUCGGCAUUAGCCCCACUUUGUGUGGCUAGACAUAGUCAUACAACUGGACCACGUGCGGUGGAUGCCAUGUUCUCUGCUUGUUUAGAUAGACAACAUCAAUUUAUGGAUGUGGCUCAUGGUGAAAUUACAUCUGCACUCACACGGGAUGCGGGUGCCUCUUUAGCCACUGCCGUCAUUGCACGUGGACCACAGAUAACGGUAGGCGAUUUAGCACGAAAUAUUCCACGUUUGCGGGAACGAAUGCGACCAGUAUACUGGAAUGAGGAUGGAUUUAAAACAGCAUUAUGUGGAGUAAGUCCACUUGGACAUCCACAGUCAUUAUUGAUGUUAUCUAAUCAUUGUUCUGUGGCACAUAAGUUAGAUAUGUUACUGCAGCGUUUUAUACGACUUUACAGUGUUCGUUCACAUGUACAUCACUAUGAACCUUAUCUUGAAAUGACGUACUUUGACUCCACAGAGGAAGUACUGUCUACAAUUGUGGAUGAUUAUAAGUUUCUGAAUACGGUUGAACCUCCAGCAAACACACCACGAAGUAUGCGGGAUCUAGUCUAUUACUAG